AGUUGCAGUAAAUAUAAAGAAAACGUCAGUUCUUCCCUGCCUCCUGUUCCCUUUUAUCAUUUUCCCACUUGGUUAAAGAGGAGGGCAAAGAUCAAAUACUAGUGGGUCUUUUGGAGGAGGGCGAAGUGUCGAAUAGACGAUGAUGAUGAGGGUGUUCGAGGACGAGCUGUUCCCGUCGACGCCGGGGAAGGUGAAGAUAGAGCGGACCCAUGCGGCGAACAGGCAGCUCCACCGCUGCUUCGCCUCUACGAGCACUCUCUUCCUGUGGGCGCUCCUCCUUAUCGCCCUCACUGCCUCCUACCUCAGCUUCCAGAGCUUCGUCGACACCUCCUCCCGCUACUUCACCGCCUCCUGGGGCGGCCUACACUGGGAGCGCCAGAUCCGCGCCUCCGCGGCCGUUCGCCGCGAAGAUGGGAUCGCCGUUCUCGUCACCGGCGCCGCGGGGUUCGUCGGUACGCACGUGUCCCUCGCCCUACGGCGGCGCGGCGACGGAGUGGUCGGCCUCGAUAACUUUAACGCCUAUUAUGAUCCUUCCCUCAAGAAGGCCCGUAAGGCGCUGCUCGCCUCCCACGGGGUGUUCGUCGUGGAGGGCGACGUCAACGAUGCCCGCCUCCUGGCCAAGCUGUUCGACACGGUGCCCUUCACCCACGUGAUGCACCUCGCCGCCCAAGCCGGCGUCCGCUACGCCAUCGAGAACCCGGCCUCCUACGUCCACAGCAACGUCGCCGGCCUCGUCACCCUCUUGGAAGCUUGCAAGUCCGCUGAUCCCCAGCCCUCCGUCGUGUGGGCCUCCUCCUCCUCUGUCUACGGCCUCAAUGACAAGGUCCCCUUCUCGGAGUUGGACGGCACCGACCGCCCAGCCUCCCUAUACGCCGCCACCAAGAAGGCCGGUGAGGAGAUCACCCAUUGUUAUAACCACAUUUACGGCCUCUCCAUCACUGGGCUUCGCUUCUUCACCGUCUACGGGCCCUGGGGCCGCCCGGACAUGGCCUACUUCUCCUUCACUCGCAAUAUCCUCCAAGGGAAGCCCAUCACAGUCUUCCGUGGCCGUGACGGCACCGAUCUCGCCCGCGAUUUCACCUACAUCGACGACGUCGUCAAGGGGUGCGUAGCGGCGCUGGACACGGCGGAGGCGAGCACAGGCAGCGGCGGCCGGAAGCGGAGUCCGGCGCAGUACCGGAUCUUUAACCUGGGGAACACAUCGCCGGUGACGGUGCCGGCGUUGGUGGGGAUCCUCGAGCGGCACCUCAAGGUGAAGGCGAAGAAGAACGUGGCGGAGAUGCCGGGCAACGGGGAUGUGCCCUUCACGCACGCCAACAUCAGCUUGGCGCGCGCCGAGCUCGGCUACAAGCCGACCACAAAUCUAGAGACCGGGCUCAAGAAAUUUGUGAAGUGGUACCUUUCUUACUACGGAUACAGCCGAAGAGUAGGAAACAAGAGCUAGAUCUUGUAAAAUAAAAAUCAUUGUUCCUAUUCUUUGAUACAAUUUCAAUAAAUGCUUUUCUAUUUCUUAA
Molecule: messenger RNA, 1514 nt
Organism: Musa acuminata AAA Group (dessert banana)
Lineage: Eukaryota; Viridiplantae; Streptophyta; Magnoliopsida; Zingiberales; Musaceae
Product: UDP-glucuronate 4-epimerase 1
Exons: 1
Coding region: 140-1444 (434 amino acids)
Source: RefSeq, a predicted model, not a curated record